Messenger RNA from Microbotryum saponariae, 224 nucleotides. The record is from the annotation of a GenBank genome assembly. Lineage: Eukaryota; Fungi; Basidiomycota; Microbotryomycetes; Microbotryales; Microbotryaceae.
AUGUUCGACUGGUUCAAUCGCAAGACGCAACAAGUCGUCGAGGCCGUCAAGACGACGUGGAAGUUCGUGGCGAAGCGUGAGUACUCCAAGUGUCGUGCACAGCAGUGGCUAGUGGCAGGUGAACACGCCCGGCGCUCAUGCAGUUCGCAUCUUCUGCAGCUUCCACUCUACUCGUCAUCCUCGCCCAAUUCUACAUGGGUGGCUUCUAUUACCUGGAGACGUGA